This is a messenger RNA of Cladocopium goreaui, 1386 nucleotides long. NCBI's taxonomy places the organism in Eukaryota, Dinophyceae, Suessiales, Symbiodiniaceae. The record is from the annotation of a GenBank genome assembly.
AUGGCGGAUGGUUUCAGCAAAACCGUAGCAUUUCUAGCAACUUACUGCGAAGAGCUCGUGCAGUUGCAGAAACCAACUUUGGAAUCGUUGCUACAUUGGCGGCAGAGCAGCCAGAGCUAUUGGAGGACUGGGAAUUUGUUCUUUCUGCCAUGUCGAGAUUGGAUGCGGAUGCCGGAUGCUUUUCUGUCCUGCAUGGACAGUUUCUUUGACCGCGGUCAUCAUUUUUUGUUGCAAAAGGCUGCAACCAUUCCGCAGCUUGGAGCCAAAACCUUCCGGGGUGUGCUACGCAGCAGAGAGGUGAAAAGCAAUCCCAUGGCCGUUUUCAUUUUGCUUUUAUUGGAGCGCUAUGCACCAGAGCACAAGGAAAGCAUUGCGAUGUGGGAAGCCGAAGUGUGUCGGAUCGGUGCAGAAGCCCAACAAAGAGCUAGCCGGACUUGUGCGCAAGCACUUGCGAGGGCGCAAGAAUUUUUCGCAAAGUUUGCAGCUGAAAUUGUGCAGCUGCAAAAGCAGAACUUGAGGGAUGUGGUCAUGAGAAAUCAGGCAAAGAGCUACGUAGAGUGGAUGCAAGCCAAAAACUUUUUUCCGGGAAGCUGUGAAAAAAUAGGAGCUAAGAACUUACAGCUUGCUCACUCACAAUUUCCGAUGUCGACUUUUGCCCGGGUAGUUUUGGAACGCUACAGUGACGAACUGGCACCAGAGCAAAUUGAAGCCAUGGCCGUGUGGGAAGAAAAGCUAUGCAAAGUGAGCGCAGCAGAUGGUGAAGCAGCGAGUGCGCGUCGUGCGGCAGCAUUGGUUUGUGUACAAGAAUUUUUUGCAACGCUUGCAGAUGAAAUUGCGGAGCUGCAAAAGAAGAACUUCCGGGAAGUUGUCAUGAGCAAUCAAGCACAUAGCUAUGCAGAGUGGGUGGAUGCGGGCCCAAAACUUUUUUGUUCGGAGGCUGAUUUGAAGAUGCUUGGCGCCAGCAACGUGGAGCAGCUAUUCAGUGGUCACAACAGGAAAACAGACGAAGAUUUACGAUUUGGUAUUCGGCGGCAUUGGGGUCAGUUAGCGCAGGCAGACCAAGAACAAGUCAAAGCGGCCUUAGAGCCGCUGGUGCAGAAGGUGGAGCAAAUGCCGGUGAAGAUUGUUCACGAAGGCUGGUUUGGCAUUGCAGCAGGCCGCAGCAAAAGUCGCCUACCCGGUGGCCUUGAAAGCCCAGCUUUCCAGAAGGCCAACUCUUGCCGAGCUCCUGAAAAGCAUUGGCUGGAGCCCGGCCGACCGAUUUCUGAAAACUGUUUGCAUGAGGCGAAGGAACGUGCCAAGGCACAGCUGCCGAAGGAACCUUUUCGGUUGACUGCUGCAAUCAUGCAGGCCCAGGAGACAGCUUGCCAGAGACAGACGCCUUGA